UGAAGGACGAAGGUGUUUGCCAGAUUUAUGUGUGUAAUACAAGACAUGCCGGGGAUAUUAAAAGAGCGGAGGGGUUCAUCCCCCAACCCGCACCAGUUGGCCUCACCAGGGAUGCUGAAACCCGCGAAACGGGCCACGCCCGGCAGCAUUCAUAGCCUGUACAGCAUUAUGUCCGGGCUCGACACUCAGCUGCUUCGGAACCUCGCCGAUGGUGACGUGAAGGCAACUCGUAGAAGGGACAUUGCCAGCAUGCUCCUAGUGAUUAUGAUUCCUAUUUUGGCCCUUAUUGCUCUCGCAUCGGUGAACUUCUCGGUGGUGGUGAAAACGCAUCAGGUUGUAGAUGUUGCUAAGGUAUCCAUCAAUCGGGAGUCCGAAAUGGCAGCAGUUACGUUGAACUUGCAAAUCGAGCGUGGGAUGACCGCCAUGUUCCUGAGCUCGAAAGGUACCAAUAAGGCUGCCUAUGGACGGAUGCUAGAUCAACAACUGGCGACUGAUGACUCCAUUGAGAAGAUAACAGCCUGGCCAGAAGUUGGGAUAAAUGUGAACAAUCAGGUAAUCAACAGCAGCAAUGACCUGAGGGCAUCCCUUCAGCUAUAUCGCAACAGAGUGUUAUCAGCGGAUAUCCCAUUCGAAUACAACAUCCGGUUCUACACGAAUGUCACACAUGCGCUUAUGCUCCAUUCCGAACUCCGGCACGAAAUGCCCUCAUCAUACACCGUUUGGAAAUAUAUGCUGGCCAACUCCGCCAUCUUGAGAGUUAGUGAUGUCGUGGGCAUACAGAGGGCGCUAGGAUCGACCUUCUUCACUUUAUGCAAAUUCAAUCCAGCAAAUUUUGUCUGGUUCAUGUCGCUGGACGGUGAGAAGCUAGCUUACUUUGAAACGGCUUUCCUCUACUGCAGAGAAUGUAAAGAGAUGUAUUCAUCCGCCGCUGAUGAGAAGCGAAAACUACUUUUGGAGAUAGAAACAAAAAAGUCGCUGAUCGGCGAUGAGGCUUGGCAGGAAAAUUGUACAAAAUACGACGCCGUGACAAUUUUUUCGAAUAGUCAGGCCUGGUUUGAGGAUGUCACCGAUUAUAUCAGCAUCUUAGUGAAAGUUCGCCUGCACGCAAGAGAUCUCACAAUUGCUGCUUUGGGGGAUAUAGCCAAAAGUGCUGACACUAGCCUUACAUCUUACAGCGUGGUCAUUAUUAUCAUAUCGCUUUGUAGUUUGGGAAUCGGUUACUUUUACACCAUGAAUGUCCAAAAAAUCGUCAGCAGCGUCAGGAAAUAUACGUUGAAUCUUCGUGAUAAAUCAUUAGCUUUGGCCUCCGAGAAAAAACAAACGGAAAGACUGCUUCAUCUGAUGCUACCGAAGGCAGUAGCAGAUCAGCUGAAACAAGGGACCUGCGUCGCGGCCGAGCACUUCGAUUGUGUGACCGUCAUGUUCAGUGACAUCGUGGGUUUCACCAAGUUUGCCUCAUCUGUUACGCCGCUGCAAGUGGUGGAUGUCCUGAAUAAUCUCUACGGGCUUUUGGACGACCAAGUUGACAAAUACGACGCAUAUAAAGUCGAGACAAUCGGCGACGCGUACAUGAUAGUGUCGGGGGCUCCACAGAGAAAUGGUGACCAGCAUGCCAUGGAGCUAGCAGAGGUUGCCCUGGCGUUCAUCAGGGCAGUUGUAGCAUUCACAGUACCACAUGCGCCCAGCUACCAGAUAAAAAUGAGGAUAGGCUUGCAUUCUGGUCCCUGCGAGGCAGGUGUGGUAGGAGUCAAAAUGCCGAGAUACUGCCUCUUCGGGACGACAGUAUUAAUCGCGGGAUAUAUGGAAAAUACUGCCAAAGAAAUGACCGUCCAUAUCAGCGAGGCGACGAAGACGCUAUUGGCAAGCAAUGAUGAGUACGAAGUCGAAGAUCGGGGACUGGUCCUUAUCAAAGGUCAGAAGAGGAAGACGUUUUGGCUAUUGAGUGGAGCUAAAGAGAAGUCGAAAGCUGGUGAUAUGCAUCAUCCCCAUUCCAAUCUGGAGGAAACGUGUGCUAUGCCAACUAUGAAAACGUGCACUGUUUGAAAUAAUAGCCAGGAUUAGCAGCCGCCCGAUUCCGACUCCGAUUACGAGUACGAGUCAGAGUUGGAUCCGCGCGCGAAUGUUCAGUUUGAUCGAUUAGCAACGUCACGAC
Molecule: messenger RNA, 2152 nt
Organism: Lineus longissimus
Lineage: Eukaryota; Metazoa; Nemertea; Pilidiophora; Heteronemertea; Lineidae
Exons: 7
Coding region: 28-2043 (671 amino acids)
Biological process (GO): intracellular signal transduction; receptor guanylyl cyclase signaling pathway; cGMP biosynthetic process
Cellular component (GO): plasma membrane
Molecular function (GO): adenylate cyclase activity; guanylate cyclase activity; peptide receptor activity
Source: RefSeq, a predicted model, not a curated record